AUGGCGAUGAAGUGUUUUGUCCUAGCAGUUACUAUGAUUAUUGUAGUGAAUAUUUGCAGUUCGUUAGCACUAGGUGGUGGAGAUUCUCUUCUACUGGGGGAGUCGCUCGCUGGAAAUCGGAGCAUAAUAUCAAAGAAUGGCACUUUUGAACUGGGAUUUUUCAGUCCAAGAGGAACGAGUAAUUGGUACAUUGGCAUCUGGUACGCACGAAUUUCUCCAAAGGUCAUAGUUUGGGUGGCUAACAGAGAUAAUCCUAUCAGAAGCAUUCUCGGCGUUCUGAAAUUUUCAAGCGACGGUCAUCUCAGAUUGCUUGAUGGAAAGGGCCGGUCGGUGUGGUCGACUGAUCUUGCUGCGAAAGGAUCGCGGGCAACAAUAACAAACUCUGGUAAUUUCAUUAUCCUGUGUGACCGCCAUAACAAGUCUGAGAUUGUUUGGGAGAGCUUCGCGCAUCCGACCGAUACAUGGUUACCUGGAAUGAAGGUGUGGAAAGGGAUGAAGCUAACUUCAUGGAAGAGUUCUGUGGAUCCUGCAAGUGGGCUCUUCUCUCUAGGAAUGGACAUGUCUCCAGGAAAGACACAGAUGCUGCUGGUUUAUAACAAUAGCGUUCCAUAUCUGUCCAGUGGAGAGUGGACUGGUAAUUCCUUUGCCAACGUGCCGGAGAUGGCGGAUCUCUCUGGAUGCAGAGAAGGGUGA
Molecule: messenger RNA, 693 nt
Organism: Cryptomeria japonica (Japanese cedar)
Lineage: Eukaryota; Viridiplantae; Streptophyta; Pinopsida; Cupressales; Cupressaceae
Product: S-locus-specific glycoprotein S6-like
Exons: 2
Coding region: 1-693 (230 amino acids)
Source: RefSeq, a predicted model, not a curated record